CCGUCAGUCUUUCUCUGAUCGCCCCGAUGAUUUAAUUUAAGCUAAAAGUUAACGCACUGUUUGUACUGAAAUUCCCACGCGAAGUGAAUUUUCUUGGAUAAUUCUAAUGCAGUUGAAAGUUACACAAAUUAGUGCUAAUUACAAAUAUAUAGAAAAUAGAAAAAUUAUAAACGAGUUUGCAGUCAACAUAACAUAACGCCAAUAACGAGUUAACGAAAAAAAAUUAAUAAUUGUAAAAAAAAUAUAUAUACUAAUAAACCAAUACGAAGCAAUAAUCAUAAAUAUAUAAAGGAGGAAAUAACGGCAGUGACCAAUAAAUAGAGACGUACGAAAUUUUAAGGUUAAAAAAAUAUUAAAAUUUAUCACGAAAUCCACUCAAAUGCCAAAUAAUUAUAAAUCUGCGCAUAUAUGUGCAUAUACCGCCGACCCACAAGUAACAAAACUUUUUCAUACAUACGUAUGUAUGUACAUACAAACACACAGCUAUAUUUAUUAGAUGAAAAGUGCGAAAUUCGUUACCAAUUGUUAUUAGCGCAAGAAAAAAAAAUACAAAAGCAAAAAAAGUUGAAAAGUAAAGACAAAAUAAGAAAUUUUAGCAGCCAAACAAAUCUACUAAACGGAUAAUCGACACAGAACUCACAACCCCACAAACAACGAACGGAAGAUCCGUAGAGUAUUCGAAAACGAUCUGGUGGGCCACAGAUAAAAAACAAAAACAACGACUAACGAAGCAUUCAAAUAAAACGGUGCAGCGCAGGAAGAAGGCGGCACUACAACUACUACUAGCAAUAGAUAGAAUAGAUACAAACGACGAACGCGCACUCUACAUAUGUACAUACAUACAUAUUUAUACAACUAUAUGCAUAUGUAUGUGUAAGAUCGAGAAUCGAGAACUGCGAACGGAACGAGUCAAAAAUCUAUUUUUAUUUUUUCGUAAUACCCGAAGUUGGGCGCACAAAAAUUUCUAAACACCACGUUAAUUAAAUGCGAAAACAAAUUGAGUGCAGAAAUAAAAUAAAUCGAAUCGAAAAAGCGUGCUUGAAAGUAUUUAAAUUUUAAGAAAAAUUUAUUUAAAAACAAACUGCAAAGUUUUUAAAUAUAUACAUAUAAACGACGUAUGUCUCUUCAUUAGCAACAGCCUACUAAACUUAAAACAGCAUUCAGACACAGAAAAAAUAAAAAUAAAGAUACGUAAUACCGCACAGCUCUCAGGCGUGUGGUCCCUUUAUACCAAUUAAUAAUAAUUCAAAACAGCUAAAAUAUAAAGUUUAAAAAUACACUUUCAGAACUAUUGAGUUAGAAACCGAUUAUUCGUAUUUCUUCCGGUGCGAUUACGAUCAAAACGAACGAAACUAAAACGAUCUGCGAAUUAUUAAUCCAGUAAUAAAAAGCAGCAAAAAUUCUGAACAUAUACGCCAACGAUCGACAAAAUCGGAGUAAGGAAGAAUUUGAUAAGACAGUCAAUUUAAAAUAAAAACGACAGAGGGAGAAUUCUUCAUAUACUUGCGCCGCAUAAAGCUAUUAAGCAUUCAGCAAUAUACUAUGUAUAUAACAGCAUAAAUAUAUUCAAAUUGUAUUUAGAUUUGUAAUGCAAAUUACUUUGUGAUAUUUAAAAACAAACAAAAAACACUCAUUUUAAUUGAACUGAAGCUUCAACAUUAAAAAGUUAUAUUUUGAAAAUUGAAAGUUGAAACAACAAAAAACCAAAGAUUUUUAUAAUUUCACAAAAAAGUGUUGUAAGUUGUAAACAAUUAGCAAACUAUUAGACACGUGAUCAAAGUUGUCAGUUACAAAUAAAACAUUGAAAUGGCUGAACAUGUGGAACAAUCGCAACAAGCGGCACAUCAACUCAACAAUCAACAAAAUGACGCGCGUAAAUUACGCAAAUCACCGGAAUUUCAACCGAUGCCCAAUCUCACACCUGGCGCCAUACUCAGAGAACGCAGUUUUGUGCGCACCUCUAAUCAACAGAAUAUCAACAAAAGGCGCAGUCUCGCUUUCAAUGUACAAACGGGUGCAAAUCAACACGGGCAAAUGCGUGGAAAACCUGCUAUAGACAUCUAUAGACCACCGAAUGUUCGCAAUGAUGGCGCCUCUUCAGCGGCAGCCUUAAACAGGUUAAACAUUAAUGCACAGGAGUUCCAAAUGGGUAGUACGAAUGCCACGCGCACCACACCUCCACGUGGAGAUGCAAAUAGGGCUGGAGAUAGUCGUUCAUCGGCGGUCAUUUAUCCAACGACAACUUCGCCUCAAGGUUUAGUACCACCAUCGAAAUCAUCGGUGGCACUGCAUCAACAAAUGCAAUAUGUGGCAGCCACAAAUGCGAUGGCCAAUCGUCGACAGGCGGGUCUCUCUCUAGGCAGUAUGCCGAUGACAACCAAUCCAAUCGGCAACAAAAUGCAUCAUGUCGGCGCACAUCGACCCAUUUUGGUUACACAUUCACAUCCGUUGGCCGUUAAUCGGUUUUCGGGUGGUGUGUCACAACAAAUUCCACUAAUUAACUCGCCAUCCAGUGGCAAUAUAUUACACCAAACAGCGAAUACGAAUCGUGUGAAAUUCGCCAAUGAACCGCACAAGCAUCACAGCCACAAGAAUGGACAAAAUCAUCUUAGUCACGACUAUCAACAGCAGCAACAACAAUUGAAUGCCAUGUCACAAUAUGCCGUCGCCAAUGGCAUAAGCACCGAUUCAUAUAUAAAUGUUAGUCCGCUACAGCGUUCGAAAUCUUUGUCUUCCGCGGACGCAUUGACACGUGGGAUUGCUGGCCUUGGUUUGGCUUUGGGCAACGAGGUCACCGACAUCGGUCAAUUCAGCCCUGACAUACAGGCAUUGAUCGACACAGCUUUGAACGACCCGAAUAAAUUGAACUCGCGCGCACUUAUGGAACUGACGUCACACUUUAUUAAACGUGCAGUUGAGGGUCGCCGCUAUGCUUUGCCCAUCUCACGUCUCUGCCUAAAUAUUAUAGCUAAGGAACAGAAGGAGACUUUCUUGGAAGCCCUAUUGAACACAUGCCGACAGUGGUAUCAGGAACGUGAAAAGUUACUAUACUCCAUACAAGGCAUGAAAUCACCUUCCCGUCUACGCUUUACUGCUUUCAUGGCUUUUCUUACCGAAAUGUUCUGUCAACUUAAGCGUCGCCAAUUACAACUUCGUACUCAACGUGAAGGUGCACCGCCGCCACUGGUCCUACUGACGUUACUCUCCAAAUGCUGCGAAGACUGUGUCAAGCCACCUGUGCGUUCGCUGUCCGAGAUCGAAUGCCUUUUCUAUGUUCUAACCUGUAUCGGGCAAGAUAUGGAAUUACAGCUGCCACAACAGUUGGAAUUGCUAUUGUCGCUGGUGCGUGAUGCUUUCUUGAAUGCAAGUGACGCGGCACCGGCCAUUCGUCGCACCUUAUUGCAAUUAAUUGAACUACAAGCGUCACACUGGCAAUUGCCCGGAAACACUGUCUUAUACUACUAUCCAUCGGCAAAGUAGUGAAAAGGCCAACACCACUCACAACACAAAUCAACUCAACUACCACUUGAACCAGACUCAACUUUUGUUCGCACUCUUCUUGAAACUGAAAGUCCUCAGUGCGCCGGACCUGCGCAGCGGCUUCGUGUUCAUGCAAUCAUUUCAAUUUUUAUUAUGUACUCGUACACUGUAUGUGGCACUUAACUGUUAGAUUAAUAUUUAUACAUACAUGCAUACAUAUAUAAGUAUAUGUAACUGCAGUUGUGCCUUUUAUUAUAUUUAUUUUAUGAUGAAAUAAGAUAGGAAAGUAUAUUUUUUUGUGAAAGCAUUUACUGAAAAUGAUGCAAAUUGUAUUAAAACAAGCUAAGCGCUUGCGCUGACUUGCUGAAAGCUUCUAGAAAAGCCAACAUUAGUAGUAAAUAUAGGCUGAAACUAUGCACAUACAUACAUACAUACAUAUUAAACGUAAUUUGGCAAACGUACUAACCCUAAAGAUAGUCAUAACACAGCCAUUAAAACAUGACAGCAAUAAAAUUUCAUUGGAAAACAAUUUAUACAUUUUUAUUGUUUAGGAAAAAACGCAAUAUUUUUUAAAUUUGUGUCAAUAAGUCACACAAACAUUAUACAGCGGACCUAUGGUAUACAUUAUAAUUUCUUAAGUGUUUUUCGUCUGUGCAAUUUUAUACAUUUAACAAAAAUCAAUGGAAUUUAUUUAUUUUGCAUACUCGUAUUCCUAUAAUUUAAUGUAAAAGAAGCUCAAAUUAUUUAUAAAUAAAACAUAAUUGCACUGCACACUCGUAUACAAACCUUACAAAUAUAUUAGAAAAAAAUGUCACUAAGGAAAUAAGAAUUAAUGCACAUGAAAAAUGUUUAACAAAUAAAAAUUAA
Molecule: messenger RNA, 4347 nt
Organism: Bactrocera oleae (olive fruit fly)
Lineage: Eukaryota; Metazoa; Arthropoda; Insecta; Diptera; Tephritidae
Biological process (GO): regulation of translational initiation
Cellular component (GO): cytosol
Molecular function (GO): RNA binding; translation activator activity; protein binding
Source: RefSeq, a predicted model, not a curated record